AGUGUUUACAACAAGCAAGAACAAGCAUUGUCAAUGUAGAAUUAUAUUUCACAUACACCACCACGCCGUUAGCAUUUUGUGUAAAUUUUUCUACAAAAAAUUGUGUUUUCUUAAAGAAUAUUUAUUUUUAAUAACAAUAUAAUGGAUACCAAUGAAAGUCCAACAAAUAGCGUAGCUGGUAAAAAUAAAACAAAGUCUAAAACUACUGCCAUAGGAGAAUUUAAAAGCAUUGAAGAAUUUACUAAGAAAGGUUUAUCAGAAAUUAUAGAAGCCACGAAAUGUGCCAACGCCUUUCCUCAAGGAGCCUCUAGAGAUCUUUAUUGUGCUUAUCCUACUUAUGGACGUGUUAUCGAUGAACAAUCGCAUAGAAUAUUAGGUCUUAUAUCGCACGUGUUAAAGUGGCAAAAUGUUAAGGGCAACAUACAACGCCGCCAGCCAGAUGAACAAUUCGAAAUGCUAUUGGAGUGCAACGAUGUCAUGUUUGAGAGACUGCAGUCUAAUCUAGAUGAAUUAGCUGGCAUCAAAAAGAAUCCACAAACCAUAGUAGUAGAGUCGCGCCUCAAUUCCAUAUCAACGGGAGCGACUCCCGGCAAAGGUGCUGGCAGUUGGAAUUUGAAAAAUAAUGACAGUAGUCCUACAAUAGCUGCCAGAUUGAUUACAGCCAAAAAUAUUGCCAGACCACAGGUGAAAUUCCAAAUACCAGUGGACAAUAGUGCCGAAACACCAUUUGUACCCAAAAUUAAGGACAAACCAAAUUCUCUAAAACCUUUGGCUAUUUUGCCCGAAUACGAUGAGCAUGGCAAUGUGGUCAGCUAUCUACAUCCUUAUGAAUAUGAGUUAAUGAAAUUUGAAGCACCCAACAGUUUGUUGAAACCGCGGCAACCACAAAAACCAAAAGAUACUGCCCAAACAGAACUGAUGUAUGUUGAUUCACCUGCUAAGCUAAGACAAGCUUUGGAAGAGUUGCGAACAGCUACAGAAUUAGCAAUUGAUGUUGAACAUCAUUCCUAUCGUACUUUCCUGGGUUUCACUUGUUUGGUACAGAUUUCCAGCCGCACUAAAGACUAUAUUUUCGAUGCUCUGGAAUUGAGGGAAGAAAUGCAACUGCUCAAUGAGGUUUUUACCAAUCCGAAAAUUGUAAAAAUCUUCCACGGUGCUGAUUCGGAUGUUGAAUGGCUGCAGCGCGAUCUAUCGUUGUACAUUGUUAAUAUGUUUGAUACUCACCAGGCGGCGAAAGCUUUAAAUUUUGCCCGUCUAUCCUUGGCAUACUUAAUGAAACAUUAUUGUGACAUAGAAAUCGAUAAAACUUUUCAACUAGCCGAUUGGCGUAUACGACCUUUACCCCAAGAACUGGUGGCAUAUGCCAGACAAGAUACACAUUUCCUCAUCUACAUUUAUGAGCGUCUGACCAAUGAUCUCUUGGAGGCAGCUCAUCAACAACCACAAUUAUUGCGCUCGAUUUACCAGCGCUCUAACGAGAUUUGUAAAAAACGUUAUAAUAAACCUACAAUUAACGCCGAUUCUCAUAUGGAUCUUUAUCGCAAAUCAAAAAGAAUCUUUGACAAUCGUCAACUAUAUGCUUAUAGCGAAAUAUUUAAGUGGCGUGAUACCAUAGCCCGUUUGGAAGAUGAAAGUUACGGCUACGUCUUACCUAAUCACAUGAUGUUACAAAUAUCUGAAAGUUUACCACGUGAAAUGCAAGGUAUUUUAGCUUGCUGUAAUCCCAUACCGCCAUUGGUACGACAACAUUUACACACUCUUCAUCAAAUUAUUUUAAAGGCUCGUGACCAACCUUUGGUUAAACCAAUUUUAGAAGCUGAAGCUAGUCACCGCGUGGCUUAUGCGAAUGUUAAAGAUUACAAUAGUAAAUUACAUUGUCCUCACGAUUUGUCGCAUCAUGAAGAGUUUAGAGAUGAUUUGCCAACUUUGAUUAGUUUCGAUAAGGAAAAAGGUGUCAAGUUCAAUACCGAUGUCGAAUCAUUGGGUAAAACAAAGAUUAAAAAGCCGGUCCUAAGUGUAUUCGAUACACCAGAGAAUUCCGAAGAGGAUGAACAAACGAUACGUCAUCAACUUGUUGAAAAACAAAAAAUACUUUUACCUUAUCAGCGUUAUAUGGCGGUUUUGCCUAUGGUAGAAAAAGAGAAACGUGAAGAGGCAGCUCGCAUAGAUGCUGAAAAUAAGAAACGGCAAUUAUGUCCACAAGCACCAACUCUUAUGCCAGUCGAAAAAGACUCUAAAGAUGCCAUUAAUAUCAAAAAGGAAGAUGACAUGUAUAGUAUGCCUAUCAGGGAAAUGCUGAAACGUAAAUACGAAGAGUCAGUUGCUAAGAAAGCCGCAAAUUCUGCUGCAGCUAAACGUAUUAAAACCGAAGAGAAUAGUAUAACGACGACAACACCAACAGAUGAUAAAUUGAAGUUUGUUAAUUUGCCUCCAACCAAAAAAGAACUUAAACAACAAAAACAACUUAAAAGACCAGCUCCCCAAGAUAAUUCUACCACUACAAUAUCCGACGAUGAAGACGAACAAGAAGUUGUAGAAGACGAUGAUGUAGAGGAUGGACCACCCGAAGAAAGACCCACCUCUUCACGUCCGCUUGAUGGCCAAGUUUCGAAAAAUAAAUUUAAAAAUAAAAAUAAGAAAGGAAAAUUCCAAAACUCUGGCAAAGCUUAUCAAUCGUCUGACAAACCUGUGCAAACAAAUUUCGAUUAUCAAAAGGUGGACUUUAAGAAAUUCCAGGGAGGAGCUCAGAAAGCUAAAGGCACAGAAUUGAAACCUCAAUUUCAUGGCAAGGGCAACUCCAGCAAGGCUCAAAACAAGAAAUUUAAUAAACUAUUUACAUUUUCUAAUGUAAAGGCGAAUAAAAAAUAAACUAUUUAAAUUAAAGUUUUUUUUUUGUCGAGGUUUUAUAUUAUGAUUUUACAAUUUGUCUAACUAUAUUAACACAAUUACUAGAUUAAAAUUAUUUUUUUCUUUUUUCUCUUUUGAUAUAUUUUAUGUAUCUCUAUACAGCUUAAAAAAUAUUGAAAUAAAUAUUUUAAUUUAAAAAAAC
Lucilia sericata (common green bottle fly) is the source of this 3049-nucleotide messenger RNA. It is a transcript of the gene Rrp6, whose product is annotated as exosome component 10. Gene Ontology annotation, molecular function: nucleotide binding; nucleic acid binding; 3'-5'-RNA exonuclease activity. The transcript is spliced from 4 exons. The record is from RefSeq and is a predicted model, not a curated record. Gene Ontology annotation, cellular component: nucleolus; nuclear exosome (RNase complex). The coding region runs from base 142 to 2868 and encodes 908 amino acids. Gene Ontology annotation, biological process: nuclear polyadenylation-dependent rRNA catabolic process; poly(A)-dependent snoRNA 3'-end processing; nuclear polyadenylation-dependent snoRNA catabolic process. NCBI's taxonomy places the organism in Eukaryota, Metazoa, Arthropoda, Insecta, Diptera, Calliphoridae.